AUGAGCCAAUCUAUGCUAACCAGCCCAGACCGGCUGCGUAAGAUUGACCAGCUUCGUGAGAGAAACAUUGCUACUUACCUUGCCCUACCCCAAUUGGUUGCCGUCGGAGAUCAAAGUUCUGGGAAGUCAUCACUCCUAGAAAAUCUGACUGGAAUACCAUUUCCGCGUGGUCAAGAGCUUUGCACUCGUUAUGCAACCCAGAUCACUCACCGUCGCGAUGCUAUAUCUCGUAUUACUAUUGGUAUCAUUCCAGGACCAACGGCCACAGCAGAGCAUAAAGAGAAACUCCAUGGUUUUACUAAAGAGGUGUGCACGGCUGAUCAGCUCCACGCCGAGUUCCCGGAUAUUUUAAUUGAGGUGAACACACUUAUGGGGAUCAAAACGCCCAGAAACCCUGGCGGUAUUAAGACGUUUACUGAAGACGUGUUGAAAAUCGAGAGAUGUGGACCAGAUGAAGAUUAUCUGACAGUCAUCGACGUUCCUGGAAUCUUUCGUAUCACCACCCAAGGAGUCACUACAGAUAAAGAUCGCCAGUUAGUCGAAAGAAUGGUCAAGAAUUACAUUCGCGACAGCCGCACAGUAAUUCUGGCUGUUCUUCCAUGUAACGUCGAUAUUGCCACUCAGGAAAUUCUCGCCUUUGCUGAAGACGUCGACCCAACUGGUGAGCGUACGCUUGGUAUUCUUACCAAGCCCGAUCUUCUCAAAGAACGCAGUGCGAAAGCCGUUGUCUGCGACUUAGUCCUGGGUAAACGACGGCCUCUUACCCUUGGUUACUAUGUCGUUAGGAGCCGAGGUGGCGACGAGGAAGAUUCUAAUGCGGAUGCCGACUUGCUGCAACGUGAAGACAUGUUCGAAGAUGAGCCUUGGACGUCUCUGCCAGACCACAAGACCGGGGUCAAGGCUCUUCGGGAAUGUUUACAAGAGCUUCUCGGUCAGAUCGCUGACAAGGCAUUUCCUAAACUUCGAUCCGAGACGCGUCGCAAGCUCAUUGAGAAGCAAGAAGAGCUAGCGAGUCUUGGACCUCCACGCCAGACAGAAAGACAACAGCAACAGUUUCUAGUCAGCGUUGCGAGCAAGUUCCAGAACAUUGUGAGAGCGGCAUUGGAUGCUGACUACUCAACACACCAAGCAUUCGAAGAUGACAACUUACGUCUCAUCACGGAGGUUGUUAACACGACAGAUGAAUUUGCUGUCGACUUCGAAGCCUGUGCGCACACCUACAGUUUUGAAGCGAUAAAUCGGACGAAGCUUUUCUCUCAUGAAGUUCCUCGACCAACUUUCUCUAAUUUCGAAGAUGAGGAGGAAGAGGAUAUUGAUGAUGAGCCACCUACUCGCUUUGAUCUGAACUUGUUUCCCGAUCUAGAGGGCAUCAUAACAAAAGACUGGAUUUCACGUCAACCAUCGAUAGGAAUCAUGCCUUGGAUCACUCAAAUGCAUCGACGUUCUCGAGGUGUCGAACUAGGUACUUUCGGGCCACGAGUUCUAUCCAGCGCCUUUCAAGAACAGUCUAUUUACUGGCAGAAGAUGGCAACACAGUACUUGAGUAAAGUCAUCUUAUCCGUCCACAAGUUCAUACUGGGAGCCCUCAGGAAAAUCUGUUAUGAAACUCAUAUUCUCGAUGAGCUCAUAUCUGGCUUGACGCCUGAUCUCCUUGCCAAAUAUCAGGAUGGUAUGAACCGAGCCAUUCACUUGGUUCAUAUCGAGAGACACAAAAAGCCCUACACGCUUAACCAUUAUUUCAACGAGAACUUACAGAAAGCACGGAACGACCGAAUUAAUAAAGCUCUGAAAAAAAAGUCAUGGAGCGAUAAAGAUACUGCGCAGCAAGUUGUUAAGCUUGAUGAUAUCUCAUCAGUGGUAAACAACCAAAGCAAUUCCCAGCAUACAGCAGAAGAGAUACACGAUAUUCUCCAGGCCUACUAUAAAGUGGCCCGUAAGCGCUUUGUCGAUAACAUCUACCACCAGGCCGUUGAUCACUGCUUGCUUUCAGGCCCAUCAAGUCCUCUGAUUCUAUUUUGUGAACAGUGGGUGCUGGAUUUGAGUGAUGAGAAGCUACAAUCGAUUGCGAGUGAGUCCCGCGCGACUCAGGAAAAGCGUCAAACCCUGCAGACAGCGCUGCAGGAUUUAGCACAAGCUAUUGAGAUUUUAGGUUAA
Molecule: messenger RNA, 2154 nt
Organism: Fusarium poae
Lineage: Eukaryota; Fungi; Ascomycota; Sordariomycetes; Hypocreales; Nectriaceae
Exons: 2
Coding region: 1-2154 (717 amino acids)
Cellular component (GO): cytoplasm; membrane; microtubule
Molecular function (GO): GTPase activity; microtubule binding; GTP binding
Source: RefSeq, a predicted model, not a curated record